AUGUCUCAAGACUCAAGUAUUAAUGAUUCUUCUCUAAUGUUGGACGAUUCUAUAUCUUUCUCAAACCGUUUUGAUUUUGAGGAAACUAUAAGGCAAAUCCAAGAACAAAGCAAGAAAGUCAGCAACCACUUGAAUCAAUAUUCUAAAUAUCUUGCUCCGAGCCCUAAAGUUGAAAAAGAACAACAAAGUAUCAAACCCACUACAACAACAUCAAAUAAGCAAAGCUCUCCUACAGCUAAUUACUAUACCUCAGUCCCAACAACCACAACAACAAGGCCUCCAUCGGUAAAUUCAGUCUCUAUGGAAGCAAAACAAAGUAUAACAUCAGGAUCGGGGAGCAAUUCUCUCCACAACCCUACUAAGAGUGUCCAAUCUGUGGCCACGCCUCUAACCUCUAAAUAUUCUCCGUCUGACCCCAUUGAGGCUUUGAUGAGGGAUUUUCGAAAUGAAGUUAAGGACAUUGAUAACUGUAUUCAUCACUCAAAUGAUACUCCAGAGAGUUACAAAUACGACUCUCUUUAUAAAGACGAAGAGACAGAUGGAUAUGAAGAGGAACCUGAAUACUCUCUGUACAAUACCUCCACUCCUAUCAAUGAAUCAGUUAAAAAAUCUAACAGAUUAGUUACUGAAUCAAUGUCAAAAUUUAAAAGAAUGAACGAACAUGAUUCUCAACCAAUUUUACCUAACAAGCCACCUACAUCAUCACAUCGUUUGGGAGCUCACAAUGAUAGUGUUUUUUCUCCAAUUUUGAAUAGCUCUUCCAAGACUUCACAUACCUCUUCGCCAAUGAUUACCUUCUCCACGGCAGAGAAGAGUAGAGUUACUGAUCCAGAUAUCAUGUUUACUCCUCAACAUUUAGGAGGAAGUGGAUUAUUUUCAAGUAGCAAUAUCACUAAUCAAGAAAAACAAAAACAAAUUGUACCACAACAAUCAAACCAAGCAUCAUCAAACACUGAAAUGUUGCUUAGAAUUGAGAAUAUUCAGCUUAAAGAUGAAAUAUCCAAAUUGAACUCUACUGUGGUAUCUCUACAAAGUAGAAUGGAAGGAAUGGAAAAGAGUAUGAAACAAUUAUUCGAUUUGUUAACUCAUCAAAAUAAAUAA
Naegleria gruberi is the source of this 1101-nucleotide messenger RNA. RefSeq lists its product as uncharacterized. NCBI's taxonomy places the organism in Eukaryota, Heterolobosea, Eutetramitea, Acrasida, Naegleriidae. The record is from RefSeq and is a predicted model, not a curated record. The coding region runs from base 1 to 1101 and encodes 366 amino acids. The transcript has a single exon.